Hevea brasiliensis (rubber tree) is the source of this 2262-nucleotide messenger RNA. Its product is annotated as probable CoA ligase CCL8. The record is from RefSeq and is a predicted model, not a curated record. The coding region runs from base 186 to 2027 and encodes 613 amino acids. Lineage: Eukaryota; Viridiplantae; Streptophyta; Magnoliopsida; Malpighiales; Euphorbiaceae. Gene Ontology annotation, biological process: fatty acid metabolic process. Gene Ontology annotation, molecular function: medium-chain fatty acid-CoA ligase activity. The transcript is spliced from 17 exons.
UCCCACGCUCGCAUUAACAAGAUCAUUCCAAUUUGUAGCAUCGGUGAUGAGAAAAAAGUUAAAAACCGGAGGACAAUCCCCCAACCGUAACUGCGGCUUGCGAAGGUCACCGACUUCCAACCGCAUAUAACUAAUAUUUUCUGUCGUUUCGAAACUUCUCUUCUCCACCUAAAAUUUCCUAAAUAAUGUACUCCUCAUUUAAAGCUUUCAACAAACACUUGAAGAACACCUACCUCUCUGUCAAUUACAAUCACACAUCUACCUGUCACCGAUGCCUUCAUUACUACCCCUAUCUCUGUUUCACCCUUUUUAAACCUCCAUCCUUGUCUUCUUCAUCUCUAUCGACUCUUGCCUUUCGCUUCUUUGCUUAUCGUUUUUACACUUCGCCUCGUUCUGGUACAUUUAUGGAGGUAGUCAAAGCGGUGUAUAGACAGGGGAAUGCAGCUGCAGAUAGCAUUGCUAUCAGGGCUGACCAGAAGAAUUACACUUACGCACAACUCAUCUCAUCUGCUUGGAACAUUUCUAAUAUAUUGUGUAACGCUGGAUUAAAGACUGUUGAUGGUAUCAGAGGAAAUGGACAUCUAGGUGGAGCUCGAAUAGGAAUUGUGGCUAAACCUUCAGUUGAGUUUGUUGCUGGAGUGCUAGCAACUUGGUUUAGUGGAGGUGUUGCAGUUCCACUCGCACUCAGCUACCCUGAGACUGAGCUUUUGCAUGUGAUGAAUGACUCAGAAAUAUCUAUGGUACUGAGCACCGAAGAUCAUAGUGAGUUGAUGCGAAAUAUUGCUGCUAAAUGCGCUGCCCAAUUUUCCCUCAUUCCUUCUGUUCCCAGUAUUUCUUCGCAAAAAAGUGAACAUUAUCCUUCACAAAUUGGAGCUAUGGAUGCAGAUAGAGAUGAAGAUCCAGCACUAAUUGUUUAUACAAGUGGCACAACAGGUAAACCUAAAGGUGUUGUCCAUACUCACGAAAGUAUUACUGCACAGGUUAAAAUUUUGGCAGAAGCUUGGGAGUAUACAUCUGCUGAUCAGUUUCUCCAUUGUCUACCACUGCAUCAUGUUCAUGGACUUUUCAAUGCUCUAUUUGCCCCUAUCUAUGCCGGUUCCACUGUUGAAUUUAUGUCAAAAUUUAGUGUGAGGGGAAUCUGGCAAAGAUGGCGAGAAUCAUAUCAAAUAAAAGGGAAAAAAGCUGAUGAUGCUAUAACAGUGUUUACAGGAGUUCCAACCAUGUACACUCGAUUGAUACAAGGUUAUGAAGCAAUGGACCCAGAGCUUCAGGCAGCUUCUGCCUCUGCUGCAGGACAAUUGCGGCUAAUGAUGUGUGGCUCCUCAGCCCUCCCUCUUCCUGUCAUGGAACAAUGGGAAACCAUCACAGGGCAUCGCCUUCUAGAAAGAUAUGGCAUGACCGAGUUUGUCAUGGCAAUAUCAAAUCCCUUAAAAGGUGUGCGAAAGGCAGGCACUGUAGGCAAACCAUUUCCUGGAGUGCAGGUCAAGAUUGUAGAAGAUGAAAGUGAAAAUGAUACAACAGGGGUGGGUGAGCUUUGCGUUAAAAGCCCUUCAUUGUUCAAAGAGUAUUGGAAACUUCCCAAGGUAACCAGUGAAUCAUUUACUGAUGAUGGCUUUUUCAAGACAGGAGAUGCUGGCAAAAUAGAUGAAGAUGGUUACUACAUAAUUUUGGGACGAACAAGUGCUGAUAUCAUGAAAGUUGGGGGAUACAAAUUAUCAGCAUUAGAAAUUGAAUCAGUCCUUUUGGAGUAUCCAGCUGUUGCUGAAUGCUGUGUUUUGGGUUUGCCGGACAAAGAUUAUGGAGAUGCUGUGUGUGCAAUUGUUGUGCUAGAGGAAGCAGAAAAAAGAAAAAGAGAGGAAGAGUUAAAGCCUGCUCUAAUCUUGGAAGAACUCUGUGAGUGGGCUAAAGGAAAGCUUGCACCAUACAAGCUACCUACUCGAUUGUUCUUGUGGGACGGACUACCUCGUAAUGCCAUGGGGAAGGUGAACAAGAAAGAGUUGAAAAAGGUGCUGGCAGCUGAAGAAUAAAAUCUGGAGCAUUCCUUCUUGAAACAGGAAUUAAGGAAAUACCGAAAUUUGUUGCUGCUUCUGCUUAUCCUAUUCUCCUAUUUCUGGCUUGUGGGUAGAAACAGAUGUUGGAAUUAGGCUUCAUUUGAAUCGUAUAAUAGCAUGAAUAGGAUAGAAAUGGAAAAGUUUUUUCAUGUUGAAUAGUUAUUCUUAACUUCUAUUCAAAUUUAAUAAGGGGAACAAUCAUUUCAUAUUA